CCCUCCUGUGACUCUCAGUUGACCACAUUUCUUAGGGACACAGCUGAAAGGUUCAAGUGCAGAACUGUCUCACAGCCUCAUUUAUGAAGUUUUGGCGUUAAGAGCUAAUGUCAAAUCAGAGGAACCAUGAACUAUGUAAGCACAAAUCCUGAACCAUCAGACGAGGCUACAUUUUUCCAGCCUUCAGCUGUCCAGUGUUGGUGCUUCUUACCUAGAGCCUGGGCCUCUUCAGUGAGACUAGAUGGGAAAACAGUGAUAAUUACUGGUGCCAACACAGGAAUAGGCAAGGAGACAGCACGGGACCUGGCCAAAAGAGGAGCUCGUGUUAUCUUGGCCUGCAGAGACGUGGAGAAGGCAGAAGCAGCCCGGAAGGAACUUGUGGAAGAUUCUGGAAAUCCAAAUAUUGUGGCAAAAGAAAUGGACCUGUCAGACACAAAAUCAAUCAGAGAAUUUGCGGACAUUAUAAAUACAGAAGAAAAACAACUUAACAUCCUAAUCAACAACGCUGGCAUCAUGAUGUGCCCAUACUUGAAGACAGCAGAUGGCUUUGAGAUGCAGUUUGGGGUCAACCACUUGGGGCAUUUCCUGCUCACCUACUUGUUACUGGACUUAUUAAAGCGGUCUGCCCCUGCCAGGAUUGUAAAUGUGGCCUCUGUGGCCCACACUUGGGGCAGCAUCCGUCUGGACGAUAUCAACAGUGAGAAGAGUUACGCUCCCAGGAGGGCGUACGGACAGAGCAAACUAGCUAACAUCCUCUUCACACGCUCACUGGCCAAAAGGCUGAAAGGCACUGGUGUGACGGUGUAUUCACUCCAUCCUGGUGUGGUGCGCUCAGAUCUCUGGAGGAACCUCAGUAAACCAAUACAGGCUGCAGUGAAGAUCCUCACCCCCUUCUCCAAAUCAACCACACAGGGGGCUCAGACCUCCAUUUACUGCUCUGUGGAGCCACAGCUGGAGAGGGAAAGCGGAGGAUACUACAGUGACUGUGCACCGGCGAUAUGCUCCAGAGAAGCGUCUGAUGAUGAAAUGGCUCAGAAGCUGUGGGAGCUCAGUUGUCACAUGCUUGACAUUAACUGGGACUGACACACAUUGUUUAAAGGCAAUUUCACUGUAACAAAAUGAGCAAUGGUAUCUUAGCAUUAAUAUGAACAUAAAGAAAAAGAAUCUUUAUUUUUGCACACAUGUAAUGUACAAGUGUAUUAAUUUCACAAAUAAAGUACAAAAUCACAUUCCACAGUAA
Messenger RNA from Astyanax mexicanus (Mexican tetra), 1240 nucleotides. RefSeq lists its product as uncharacterized. NCBI's taxonomy places the organism in Eukaryota, Metazoa, Chordata, Actinopteri, Characiformes, Acestrorhamphidae. The record is from RefSeq and is a predicted model, not a curated record. Bases 127 to 1083 code for a protein of 318 amino acids. The transcript is spliced from 8 exons.